CUCUGAAUGUACUUACAUUAUCAAAUCUCUGUCUUAUAGUUACAGUUGCUGUCAGGAUUCUCCGGCUCUCGGUACCACACUCGGUAGAAAACGGGACAGAUCACGUGAUUUUAGACUGCGAGUACAACUAUAGUGUCAGUGAUCUCCGCUUGGUGGUAAAGUGGUUCUAUAAUGAAAACUUAGAGCCCAUCUAUCAGUGGAUUCCAAAGCUAAACGCACGACAUAUAUCCGAAAUGUUGUUAGGUAGACUGAAUCUUUCCUACAAAGUGAAUUCUCCCGAUCCUUACUUCCAGUACAGAGCCCUCUAUCUUCUACGUCCAACGCUGGACAUAGCAGGAAAAUACACGUGCCAGGUGAUGUCCCUCGCUGGUCAUGAUCAACGUCAUCAAGUAAUGAUGGUUUAUGCUCCAGCGAAGAGGUUUUCCCUCUCUCAAACCGAAGUUUCUAGUUCGGAUGUGGGAGUGUCUUGUGAAGCUGUGGGACUAUAUCCCCGACCUGAGAUCUCUCUCAAACUAAUCUUCCCCCAAACCUCAAAACAGUUGUUGUUACAGGAAUCUAAAAAAUACGUGAAUAUCACGAGAUCACUUUAUUCCAUCUGGCUCAGUGGAUGGUUUCGUGAGGAUGAUCUACCAGAGACAAAUAAGAUUGUUGUGGAGUGCGAAGUUUCUAUUCCAGGGACCGAUUACAAAGUGUCCAAGGAAAUAUCCUUUUACACAGGACUUACUACAUCAAACAGAGGUGAGGAAAUAAAUCCUACUUUUACUUCAUCUUAA
Molecule: messenger RNA, 773 nt
Organism: Limulus polyphemus (Atlantic horseshoe crab)
Lineage: Eukaryota; Metazoa; Arthropoda; Merostomata; Xiphosura; Limulidae
Exons: 3
Source: RefSeq, a predicted model, not a curated record